AUGCAUGAAUGCGGCUCUGUCUCCUCUUUGGUCCAAGGGCAUGAGGAUUCUGCCUUAUUUGGACGAUUGGCUGCUCUGCGCCCCAACGAAAGUACACGCUCUAAGCGAUACCAAGAUUCUUCUGGAUCAUAUACAGAAGCUAGGCCUUACUGUGAACGAAACAAAAAGUCAUUUGGUUCCAGAGCAGACUAUAACCUUCAUAGGAAUAAUGCUCAAUUCUGUCACAAUGUCUGCCACAUUGUCUCACACUCGGACAGUCAGUAUUCUUCAGUUGUUGACUCGUUUCCGUCUGGGGGCAAGGAUACCUUAAGCUGCCGCCACAUCCGUGAUUCCCUUAGGGUUGCUUCACCUCAGGCCUCUUCAGAAGUGGAGCAACAGCUUAGGGCUAGACUCAACGAGACAUUGCCAUCGCAUGAUUGUUGGUUCUUCUGCUUGUGUCAGAGCACUGAAACCCUGGAAACGGGUAACAUUUCUGAGGGCUGGAGUGCCACUCGGAGUGGUGCCUUCUCGUCGGGAAGUGAUCACAACCGAUGCUUCACUAACAGGAUGGGGGCAACAUGGAACCAGAGGGGGAUUGGUGGCCGCUGGUCAACAAAGGAGGCCUUAGAACUUAUCAAUGUUCUGGAACUGAAGGCAGUGUAUCUAGCGCUACAACACUUCUUACCAAAUCUGUUAGGCCACCAUGUACUUGUCCGAUCUGACAACACGUCAACAGUCUUUCAUUUGAAUCACCAGGGCGGCACCAGGUCUCUUGCGUCUUUACAACUAACUCGCAAGAUCCUCAGAUGGUCUCAAGGCCGACUGGCUUCAUUAAAGGCAGUUUAUAAUCCAGGAUCGGACAAUCAAGUGGUGAAUGCUCUGUCCAGGGAUCUACUGCUUCCGGGCGAAUGGAGGCUUCACCCGGAUGUGGUGCAACCGAUAUUGCAACAGUUCGGCAAGGCAGAGGGUGCUUUUAGUGGCACCUCGUUGGCCAGCCAGGCCGUGGUUUCCUCUUCUUCUCAGUCUGUUACAGGGCGAGCCGUGGCAGAUUCCCAUCAGACAGGACCUCCUUUCUCAGCUGAAUGGCCGUGUUUGGCACCCGGAUCCAGCUUGUCUUCAGCUUUGGGUUUGGCCAGUGGAUACUCUUCCCAAGGGUGGUCGCUUGACCAGAUUACCAUAUUUGCUCUGGUGGAUUCCUUUGUGCGGAGAUGCAAAGAUCUAAUAGAGGUGUGUGAGUGUCAGCAGCAGUUUGCUCGCUGGGAAGAGGGUGAGCGAGUGCCGUUGCCAUGCUUUGCUGGACGUCAGGGGUCAGAGGUCACUCAGAGACUGCUGUACAUAGAGGCAACCUUUGACAACAGCCUGCAGGUCCUGCACUCUGUUAAGGACAUCCUGGAUGUCAGAAAUCCCUCUUGGCAUGAGGACUACAGCAGGUUUUGUGGUAAAGUGAAAGAUCUGGAGGUGAUGAUGCAGAAUUUGAUCACUUCGACCUUCGAGACUGUGAACUGUGUGGAGGAAGGAGUACAGCUGCUUGACGUGUUUCAGCACCUGUCUGGAAGAGAGGCAAUCAAGCGGACCAUUGACAGAAAGACGGUGGAUGUAUACGCAUUGCUUAGUGCUGAGCUGAGUGAUAUUAAUUUGGUGAUGUGCAGGCUGUCAUCUCUCACUCCUGCUCAGAUGCCUCGACAUGCAGGACAGGGGCAUUGGACCCGAGCACUCCGAUCACGGAUAGAAAGACCCAUGGAGGUUCUCCGGCGAACUCAUUUCCUGCCACAAGUCAGCAGUGGAGAGGAGGUGCAUGUGAAUUACGCUAAGCUGUGUCAGACUCUGGAUGAGAAGGUGAGGAGGAUCUUCACAGACUGGAGUCAGAGUCUGAACAGAGAGUGUCUCAGCAGUCUCAACCAGCCACUCAUGAUCCGCUGUAAAGGGAAGACAGGCCCGCUGGACAUCAACUUUAACAAGAACCGGUUGAAGAUGUUUAAUGAGAUUCAUUACUGGGACCGACUGCUCUUCGAGAUCCCUCACUAUGUCACAGAGGUGUAUCAGCGCAGAGAGGAACUCCACAACCUGAGAGAGAAUGUCCUCCUAGUUGUUAGAGACUAUAACAGAAUCAUUAAGGCUCUAAAUGCAGAUGAGCUGGGUCUCUUUUCUGAGAGAAUUCGGUUCCUGGAUCGGAAAAUCCAGCCAGGCCUGUCAAAACUGCACUGGUCCACAAAAGGAACAGCCAGCGUCUUUAUCAAUGACUGCAGAGUGCACGCCAACAAGGUGCAGUUAAUGGUGGAUGAGUAUAAGGCAGCUAGCUUAGCUGCCUCUAAGCUCUGCGAGCAGAUAAGUGAGCUGCUUUUGGUGCGUGUGGAUGGCAAGAUGGUCUAUGGAGACCUGGAGUUACAGGAGGAUCAGCAGAGUCAUCAGCAUAGCCAGCUGCUCCGACUGCAGAACGCUCACCAGGACAUCAUCAAAAUCAUGGCCAGAGUCUAUGGGACCUUCCACCUAGAUGGCCCAGAGGUGCAGCAGCAUUGGGUGUCAUACAUGGAGAAGAUGGACCGAAUGGUUGAGGAGGCGUUUCGUGUGAAUAUAAAGCGCUCUCUACAGGAGCUCUCUAAAGCCAUCAAUGGAGACAGCAAGACAUCCCCGAACCCCUUAUUCAGAGUAGAGGUGGUACUGACACAACAGACUCCUCGGUCUCCUGCUCAGGUGGAUUUCUCCCCUUCUCUCCAGAAACUGGCCCACAUAGUGAACAGCAUUAGCUCUCAGCUCAUCAAGACCAUGUCAGGGUUCAAACGUCUGCCAGACCUGCUGACCCGCCAGCACUCACAGCGAAAACCUAUCCACAGCAUCAUCGAGCAAGAUGAAGAGAUCUGUAAGCUCCAGGGAGCCAUAGCUGCAGGAAUGGUGACUAAUGCAUCUUACCUGCAGACCUACCUGAAGACCUGGGACAAACACAGAGAGAUCUGGGAAAUCGAAAAAGACGGCUUUAUACAGCGCUACCAGCGGCUCAACCCUACAGUAACCUCCUUUGACGCUGACAUAGCCAGAUACACAGAGGUGGCGAAUAACGUCCAGAAGGAGGAGACAGUGUUAAGUCUGCAGUUCGUGUUGCUGGACUGUUCUCCACUCAAAUUCUCUCUGCUGCAACAUUGUAACGAGUGGCAGAGCAAGUUCACGCAGCUGCUCAGCCUUAUGGCCAGUGCCAAACUAAAGGAAUUGCACAGCUUCCUGCAGGAAAACGCUCUCAGGGUGUCUCAGCCUCCUCAGACUCUGCCGGAGUUGGGAGAGAGUCUAAAACUUCUGGAAACUCUGCAGGCAGAUCUGAGUAAGAUAGAAAGUCAGAUUCCGCCCAUCCACGAGCAGUUUGCCAUCCUUGAGAAAUACGAGGUUGCCGUCGACCCCGCUGUGUUGGAGUUGCUGGAGGCUCUGAAUUCAGAGUGGGUGUGGUUCCAGCAGGUUGUGAUUGACAGUGACAUCAUGUUGAAGAAACACAAAGACAUGAUGAAGAGUGGGCUGGUCCUCUCCUCUGAGGAGUUUAAGAAGAAGACACAGUCUGCCCUGCAGAGCUUCAAUAGCAAUGGUCCAUUUGGCAGAAGUGUAGCCCCAGAUUCUGCACUGCAGCAGGUGUCAGAGCUGCGUGCCCAGUUGGAUACUCUUAAAGAAGAGCAGCAGAACAUACGCUAUGGUCUCAACAUCUUUAAUAUUGAACAACCAGCUUCUAAAGACAUCCUCACUCUUGAGAAGGACAUGAAUUACCUGCAGCAGGUAUGGGAGAUCGCCCAGCAGUGGGAGGCUCUUUGGGACGAGUGGAAGGGGGGUCACUUGGCCUCUCUACAGACCGAGGCCAUGGAUAACACCACCCAGACCAUGUUCAAAAGACUCCACACACUCAGCAGGGAGUUCAAGGACAAGCACUGGGAGGUUGUGGACUUCUCUAAGAGCAGGAUCAUGCAGUUUAAGAAAAUCAUCCCACUGAUCACAGACCUCAGAAAUCCAGCCAUGAGAGAGAGAGUGGUUCCUGACAAAAUGACACUGUCGUCUUUCCUGUUGUCUCUUCAGCGGACUAUCUCUCUUUGUAACUUCUCUCUGUUCUGGAUAUUGCCCUCUGUAUCUUGUGACCUGAGGUGUGCUACACUGGAAGGCAUCACGAAGACAUGGGAGGAAACGUCCCUGGACAUCACACCCUACAAAGACAAAGGUCACCACAAACUGAGGGGAACAGAUGAAGUGUUCCAGGCUCUGGAGGAUAACCAGGUUACACUCUCUGUAAUGAAAGCAUCUCGUUUCGUCAAAGCAUUUGAAAAGGAAGUUGAUCACUGGGAACGUAGUCUGUCUCUGGUGCUGGAAGUCAUCGAAAUGAUCCUCACUGUACAAAGACAGUGGAUGUAUCUAGAGAAUAUCUUUCUGGCAGAUGACAUACGUAAGCAGUUGGUUCGUGAGACAGCUGAAUUUGAUGACGUCAACUCCAGUUGGAAGAUCAUCAUGGACCGACUCAACAAGGACAAAAAUGCUCUCAGAGGAACACACCAUCCAGGUCUUCUAGAGAAGCUCUCAGAAAUGAACACUAAGUUAGAGGUGAUUCAGAAGUCUCUGGACAUGUACCUGGAGACCAAACGGCAAAUCUUUCCUCGGUUUUACUUUCUGUCUAACGAUGACCUUCUGGAGAUCCUGGGCCAGUCACGCAACCCUGAAGCUGUGCAGCCACACCUCAAGAAGUGCUUUGACAACAUCAAAAGUCUCCGCAUCAACAAAGUUGGGAUCAAUAACAACAAGUCGGAGGCAAGUGGGAUGUUCUCAGCUGAUGGGGAGUUUGUUGACUUCACUCAUCCUGUCCUUCUGGAGGGGCCAGUGGAGGCAUGGUUGUGUGAUGUCGAGCGAACCAUGCGUUGGACUCUAAAGGACUGUCUGAAGAACUGCUCGAUGGCUCUCAAAAAGAUGCCAGGGAAGAGGGGCAAAUGGGUACGAGACUGGCCUGGACAGAUGUUGAUCACAGCCAGUCAAAUCCAGUGGACCACAGACGUCACCAGAGCACUCAUGACCAGCAAAGAGAGAGCAGAUAAGGCUGCUCUUAAAUCACUAAAAAAGAAACAGGUGUCCAUGCUAAGUCAGUACUCUGAAGCCAUACGAGGGAACUUAUCAAAGAUUCUACGCUUGAAGAUCGUCGCCCUGGUCACCGUUGAGGUCCAUGCCCGUGAUGUCAUCAGCAAACUGGCCAAAGCAGGCUGUUGUGAUGUCAGUGCCUUUGACUGGCUGUGCCAACUCCGCCUGUACUGGGACAAGGAUGUGGACGACUGCAUCAUCAAACAGACUAAUACCCACUUCCGCUAUGGCUACGAGUACCUAGGCAACUCUGGUCGUCUGGUCAUCACCCCCCUCACAGACAGGUGCUACAUGACUCUUACCACAGCGCUGCAUCUGCACCGGGGCGGUUCUCCCAAAGGCCCUGCUGGGACUGGGAAGACAGAGACGGUUAAAGAUCUGGGUAAAUCUUUGGGCAUGUACGUGAUUGUGGUCAACUGCUCAGAAGGCUUGGACUUCAAAUCUAUGGGCCGCAUGUACUCUGGCCUGGCUCAGACAGGCGCAUGGGGUUGUUUUGAUGAGUUUAACCGUAUAAACAUUGAGGUGCUGUCCGUGGUCGCUCAGCAGAUUUUAUCCAUCCUGUCUGCUCUGUCUGCGGGACUCAACAAAUUCACCUUUGAGGGGAGAGAGAUCAGCUUGGUCUGGUCUUGUGGGAUCUUCAUCACUAUGAACCCAGGCUACGCUGGCCGCACUGAGCUGCCUGAUAAUUUGAAGUCUAUGUUUCGGCCGAUCUCUAUGGUAGUGCCAGAUUCCACCCUUAUUGCUGAGAUCACGCUUUUUGCAGAGGGUUUCAAUAACUGCAAGGUGCUGGCUAAGAAGGUCUUCACUCUGUAUUCUUUGGCUGUACAGCAGUUGUCUAAACAGGACCACUAUGACUUUGGCUUGAGGGCUCUCACCUCUCUGCUUCGCUAUGCUGGAAAGAAACGCAGAGCUUGCCCUGACAUUGUCGAUGAAGAGAUCCUGCUGAUGUCUAUGAAGGACAUGAACAUCGCUAAACUAACCUCCAUCGAGCUGCCACUGUUUAAUGGGAUCAUCCAGGAUCUUUUCCCUGCCGUGGAGACACCCACUAUCGACUAUGGAAAGGUAGCCUUUCCCACUACAAAAAGUAGUACUGUAUUUCUCCCUUUCUGCCUCCACUCAUGCACAUCAUACAGUGAGUGUCCACUAAACCCCAAGGCAGUGACCCUGGGAGAGCUGUACGGAGAAUACAACCUCUCCACCAAUGAGUGGACAGACGGCGUCCUCUCCUCGCUUAUGAGGACAGCCUGUGCAGAUGAGAAGCCUGAUGAGAAGUGGAUUGUGUUUGACGGGCCAGUGGACACGCUGUGGAUCGAGAGCAUGAACUCUGUAAUGGAUGACAACAAAGUCCUCACACUCAUCAAUGGAGAGAGAAUCUCCAUGCCCGAACAGGUCUCAUUAUUGUUUGAAGUGGAGGAUCUAGCUGUGGCGUCUCCUGCUACCGUGUCUCGCUGUGGAAUGGUUUACAACGACUACUCUGAUUUGACCUGGAAGCCUUAUGUUCAGUCCUGGAUGGAAAAACGGCAGAAGGUUGAAAUGGAUCAUCUCAGGCAGCUGUUUGACCGCUACAUAGACAAGACCCUCACCUUUAAGAAGACUCACUGUAAGGAGCUGGUGCCCAUCACUGAACUGAACGGAGUGGCAUCGCUCUGUAGGCUCUACGACUCACUGGCCACUCCAGAGAACGGGGUGAACCCAGCGGACUCUGAAAACUUUGGCCGUAUGGUGGAGCUCUGGUUCAUCUUCAGUCUCAUAUGGUCUGUGUGCGCCUCCGUAGAUGAGGAUGGACGCAAGAAGAUUGACAACUUCCUGCGGGAAGUAGAGGGGACUUUCCCUAACAAGGACACCAUCUACGAAUACUACGUGGACACCAAGAACAAAACGUGGGCGUCAUUUGAGGACAAGCUGCCCAAAGGCUGGCGCUACGCCUCCAACGCUCCGUUCUAUAAGAUCAUGGUCCCCACAGUGGACACUGUGCGCUAUCAUUACCUGGUCAAGGCUCUGGUGUCCACUCAGCACCCUGUGCUCCUGACGGGUCCAGUGGGGACAGGGAAGACUUCAGUGGCCCAGAAUGUCCUGCAGAGCCUGGACUCAGUCACGUGGGCCAUGCUCACCAUCAACAUGUCCUCACAGACUAGCUCUAAUAACGUGCAGGAGAUCAUCGAGUCUCGAGUGGAGAAGAGAAUUAAAGGUGUGUAUGUUCCAGUGGGAGGGAAAAGGAUGGUUGUUUUCCUGGAUGAUCUCAACAUGCCCGCCAUGGACGACUUUGGCUCCCAGCCUCCUCUGGAGCUGCUCCGUCUCUGGAUCGACUAUGGCUUCUGGUACGACCGCCAGAAACAGAUCCUCAAGUGUAUCAAGGACAUUUUUCUGCUGGCUGCUAUGGGGCCCCCUGGUGGAGGGAGGACUCAGAUAUCAGGACGCCUUCAGAGUCGCUUUAAUCUUAUCAACAUGACAUUUCCUACAGAGUCUCAGAUAAAGCGUAUCUAUGGCACCAUGAUCAGUCAGAAGCUGCAGGAGUUUGAGGAGGAGGUGAAGCCCAUCGGGGGGGUUCUGACUCAGGCCACCCUGGAGCUCUACCACGCCAUUACCGCCCGCUUCUUACCCACGCCCGCAAAAAUACAUUAUCUCUUCAACCUCAGAGACAUCUCCAAGGUGUUCCAGGGUUUAUUGCGAGCACACAAAGACUUCCAUGACACCAAACAGAGCAUCACCCGCCUCUGGAUUCAUGAGUGCUUCAGGGUCUUCUCUGAUCGACUGGUGGAUCAUGCAGACAUGGAGACUUUUGUGGGACUUCUGUCAGAAAAACUGGCUUCUUAUUUCGAUGUCCCCUACCACACAAUUUGCCCCAACAAACAGCCUCCUCUGUUUGGUGACUUCCUGAGGGAGCCACAUGUGUAUGAGGACCUGUUGGACUUUAAAGCUCUUAAGGUUCAUAUGGAGAACGAGCUAGAGGAUUAUAACCUCACGCCUGGUGUGGUGCCUAUGAGUCUGGUGCUCUUUAGAGAUGCUAUAGAACAUGUAACACGUUUGGUACGUGUGAUCAGUCAGCUCCGGGGGAACAUGUUGCUGGUCGGUAUCGGUGGCUCAGGCAGACAGAGUUUAACCAGACUUGCCGCCUACAUCUGUAAGUUUAUGGUCUUCCAGGUGGAGGUCACCAAACAGUACCGCAAACAAGAGUUCAGAGAGGAUAUUAAAAAGCUCUAUCGGCUGACAGGAGUGGAAAACAAGCCCACUGUGUUCCUGUUUAAUGACACACAGAUCGUGGACGAGUCCUUUCUUGAAGACAUUAACAACAUUCUGAGCUCAGGGGAGGUGCCCAAUCUCUAUAAAGCAGACGAGCUCGAUGAGAUUCACAAUGCUCUGUCAGACUCAGCCAGGAAGGACAAUAUCCUGGAGACAUCAGACGCCAUGUUUAACUACCUGAAAGAGCGCGUCAGAAACAACCUGCACAUUGUGCUGUGCAUGAGCCCUGUAGGAGAUCCAUUCAGGAACCGUAUUCGACAGUACCCAGCCCUUGUGAACUGCACAACGAUAGACUGGUUCUCUGAAUGGCCACGUGACGCUCUAUUGGAAGUGGCUGAAAGAUUUUUGGAUGGACUCUCUUUAGGGAGCGAGGAUGAGAUCCAGACUAAUGUUGCCAGUAUCUUUGUGACCAUGCACCAGUCUGUGGCCCAGUUCUCUCACAGGAUGAAAGUAGAAGUAAAGAGACACAAUUACGUCACACCUACCAACUACCUGGAGCUGGUUUCUGGAUACAAGAAGUUGCUGUAUGAGAAGCGUGGCGAGCUCGGAGAGCAAGUGUCUAAGUUGAGGAAUGGCUUGUUUAAAAUCGACGACACACGCAGUAAGGUGGAGGCCAUGUCUGUAGAGUUGGAAGAGGCCAAGAAGAAAGUGGCUGAGUUCCAGAAACAGUGUGAGGAAUAUCUGGUUGUCAUUGUGCAGCAGAAGAGAGAGGCAGAUGAACAGCAGAAGGCGGUGGGUGCUCACAGUGAGAAAAUAGAAGCAGAAGAAAUCAAGUGUAAGGCCAUGGCUGAGAAUGCUCAGAGAGACCUAGAUGAAGCACUUCCUGCUCUGGAGGAAGCCAUGAAGGCUCUGGAGUCGCUCAAUAAGAAAGAUAUGACGGAGAUCAAGUCAUAUGGCAGACCUCCAGCUCUUGUGGAAACCGUCAUGCAGGCAGUUAUGAUCCUCAGAGGAUGUGAUCCAACUUGGGCGGAGGCCAAGAGACAACUGGGAGAGGCCAACUUCAUUAAGCAGUUGGUGAAUUUUGAUAAGAACAACAUCUCCGACCGCGUGCUGAAGACCAUUGGACAGUACUGCACGCAGCCCGACUUCCAGCCUGAGAUCAUUGGACGGAUCUCACUUGCUGCAAAUUACCUUUGCAUGUGGAUGAGGGCCAUGGAGGUAUAUGGCCGUAUCUACAGGGUGGUUGAGCCAAAGAGAGCCAGGCUGCAUGGAGCAAUGACUCAGCUGGCUGAGAAACAGGCCGCACUGGCUGAGGCCCAGGGCAAACUUAGAGAGGUAGGAGAGAAACUGGAUCAGCUGAAGCGGCAAUAUGAUGAAAAGCUGGCCCAGAAAGAGGAGCUACGGAGGAAAUCUGAGGACAUGGAGCUCAAACUGGACCGGGCCGGCAAGCUGGUGUCUGGACUGGCAGGAGAGAGAGUUCGCUGGGAGGAGACAGUGGCUGGUCUGGAGAAGAACAUGUCCUGUCUGGUGGGAGACUGCCUGCUGGCUGCUGCUUUCCUGUCCUACAUGGGCCCUUUCCUGUCCAACUACAGAGAUGAGCUGGUCACAAAUAUCUGGAUGAAACAGGUGAGAGAACUGGGGGUGCCGUGUUCUCCGGGGUUCAGCUUUGCCAUGUUCCUGUCUAAACCCACAGCAGUGCGCGAAUGGAAUAUCCAAGGCCUUCCGUCUGAUGCCUUCUCCACUGAGAACGGAGUCAUCGUCACCCGUGGCAACCGAUGGCCACUAAUGGUGGACCCUCAAGGACAAGCGCUAAAGUGGAUUAAGAACAUGGAGUCCAAACGGGGGUUGAAGGUAAUAGACCUGCAGAUGCCGGAUUUUUUGCGGAUCCUGGAGAAUGCGGUGCAGUUUGGUUCCCCAGUUCUUUUGCAGAACGUCCAAGAGGAACUAGAUCCUUCACUAGCCCCCAUUCUCAACAAGUCCCUCACAAAAGUUGGUGGGCGUUUCUUGUUAAAACUGGGAGAUAAAGAAGUGGAAUACAGUCCUGAAUUCCGUUUCUACAUGACCACCAAACUGUCCAAUCCACAUUACACUCCUGAAAUCUCUUCCAAAACCACUAUCGUCAACUUUGCUGUUAAAGAACAGGGUCUGGAGGCCCAGCUGCUGGGGAUCGUGGUGAGGAAGGAGCGUCCUGAGCUGGAGGAACAGAAGGACUCUCUGGUGAUCAACAUCGCCUCUGGCAAGAGGAAACUGCAGGAGCUGGAGGACGAGAUCCUGCGGUUGCUGAAUGAGGCGUCCGGCUCCCUGCUGGAUGACGUUCAGCUGGUGAACACCCUGCAGACCUCCAAAGUCACGGCCACGGAGGUCGCAGAACAACUGGAGAUCAGCGAACUGACCGAGAGCCAAAUCGAUACCGCCAGAGAGGCCUACCGCCCCUGCGCCCAGAGGGCGUCCAUCCUGUUCUUUGUACUGAAUGAUCUGGGCUAUAUAGAUCCCAUGUAUCAGUUCUCUCUGGACGCCUACACCAACCUGUUCACCCUGAGUAUAGAGAGCAGCCCCCGCAGCCACAAACUGGAGGAGAGGAUAAACAACCUCAACAGACACCACACUUAUGCCGUCUACAGAUACACCUGUCGAGGACUGUUUGAGUGUCACAAGCUCCUGUUCAGUUUCCACAUGUGCGCCAAGAUCCUGGAGGCGUCCAGAAAGCUCAACAUUGAUGAAUACAGCUUCUUUCUCCGGGGGGGACUGGUUCUGGAUAAGGAGAAACAGAUGGAUAACCCCUGCUCUAUCUGGCUGUCUGACUCUAACUGGGACAACAUAACUGAACUGGAUAAGCUGACUAAUUUCCAUGGACUCAUGGCCUCGUUUGAGCAGUACCCUCGAGACUGGCACCUCUGGUACACCAAUCCAGAACCAGAGAAAGCACCGCUUCCUGGAGAAUGGCAAAAAAACUGCAAUGAGCUGCAGAGGAUGCUGAUUGUACGAUCUCUCCGACAGGAUCGCGUCUCUCUCUGCGUCACGACUUUCGUCAUCAAUAACCUGGGCUCUCAGUUCGUAGAGCCGCCCAUUCUCGAUAUGAAGGCUGUUUUAGCGGACAGCACCAUGAGGACUCCUCUGAUCUUUGUGCUGUCCCCUGGUGUGGACCCAACAGCAUCCCUGGUUCAGCUGGCAGAGACGUCAGGCAUGGGUCAGCGCUUCUUUGCCCUCUCACUGGGUCAGGGCCAGGCACCCAUCGCAACGCGGCUGAUCAAAGAGGGAGUCGCAAACGGUCAUUGGGUGUUCUUGGCUAAUUGUCACCUGUCUCUCUCUUGGAUGUGUGAGCUGGAUAAACUAGUAGAUGAGUUACAAAUCCAAGAAUGUCAUCCAGAUUUCCGACUGUGGCUAAGCUCCUCCCCUCACCCAGAAUUCCCCAUUGCCAUCCUGCAGACGGGCAUCAAAAUCACUACUGAGCCUCCUAGGGGGGUGAAGUGGAAUAUGAAGCGUCUCUAUCAGCGGGUGUCUGAGUCUCAGUUCUCGCGCUGCUCGCGGCCGCUGCUGUACCACAAGAUGCUCUUCACUCUCUGCUUCUUCCACAGCAUCAUCCUGGAGAGAAGGAAGUUCCUACAGCUCGGCUGGAACAUUGUCUACAGCUUCAACGACUCUGACUUUGAGGUGAGUGAGAAUCUUCUGAGUCUUUAUUUGGAUGAGUAUGAGGAAAUCCCCUGGGACGCUCUCAAGUUUCUCAUCGCUGGGAUCAACUAUGGAGGACAUGUGACUGACGACUGGGACCGACGUUUACUUACCACCUACAUCAACCAAUAUUUCUGUCCUGCUGUUAUUGAUACGCCCUUCUUUAAGGUCUCCUCGUUGGUGCAUUACUAUGUUCCUCGUGAUGGGCCUCAGUCCUCAUAUUUGGACUUCAUUGGUCAGUUGCCAGCACUGGAGCACCCAGAACUAUUUGGACAACACCCCAAUGCUGACAUCGCCAGCCAGAUCACAGAGGCUCGAACCCUCUUCCACACACUACUGUCUCUGCAGCCACAAGUCACCAGCACCGACGCCACCAGCACUGGAGCCAGCAGGGAAGAUAAGGUGUUGGAACUUUCUGCUGAUGUUCUGCAAAAGAUUCCUGCUGAGAUUGACUAUGAGGGUACUAGAAAGUUGCUAAAGGAUGACCUUUCACCUCUAAAUGUAGUACUGCUGCAGGAGAUCCAAAGAUACAACGCACUGCUGCACACCAUCAGAUUGUCUCUCUUAGAGCUAGAGAAGGGCAUUAAAGGUCUGGUUGUGAUGUCCAGCAGUCUAGAGGAGAUAUUUCACAAUAUCCAUGAUGCUCGUGUACCUCCUCUCUGGGAAAAGGCAUACCCAUCUCUGAAGCCCUUGGCGUCUUGGACAAGGGACCUGUGCCAGCGCGUGGAGCAGUUUGCUCGCUGGGCGGAAACUGCUCGCCCUCCUGUCCUCUUCUGGCUGUCUGGAUUUACCUUCCCUACGGGCUUCCUCACCGCUGUACUACAGAGCUCUGCACGCCAGAACAACGUGUCUAUAGACACUCUAUCCUGGGAGUUCAUUGUCAGCACUAUGGAUGACAAGAAUCUGCAUUCUCCUCCCAAGGAUGGAGUGUUCAUCCAGGGGCUGUAUCUGGAGGGGGCGGGCUGGGAUAAGAAAGCUUCCUGUCUGGUAGAGGCAGAGCCCAUGCAGCUAGUCUGCCCCAUGCCCUCCAUUCACUUCAAACCUGUGGAGAGCCGCAAGAGGGUCGCCAAGAAUAUGUACUCCUGUCCCUGCUACUACUACCCUGUGCGGUCCGGCGGUAGUGGUCGGCCUUCAUUCGUGGUGCCCGUCGAUCUGAAGUCUGGAGCUGUGCCUUAUGAUCACUGGAUCAAGAGAGGAACCGCUCUGCUCAUGAGCCUUGAUAACUAAACACACUCACACUUUCAGUGACACUUGAUUAACACUCCAUGUCUAAUUUUAUGCAAUGCACAAAAGAGGACAAGCACAUGUUAUACCCUUUUACACACUGAGUAAAAUUAAUUUAAGAAGAGAAUUUAAUAUGUGCUAAAUCACAAGAGAUGAAAUGAAAACUCUAGCCAUUUGUUACGUUUUAUGAAAUUAAUUUAAAUGUUUAAUAAAACAGCUCAGCAUAUUCUCAUUAAUUGGUGUUGCAGAUUUUCCAGACAUAAAAAAUUAACAACCAAUAAUUUCA
Molecule: messenger RNA, 13423 nt
Organism: Sinocyclocheilus rhinocerous
Lineage: Eukaryota; Metazoa; Chordata; Actinopteri; Cypriniformes; Cyprinidae
Product: dynein, axonemal, heavy chain 2
Exons: 81
Coding region: 1-13140 (4379 amino acids)
Biological process (GO): microtubule-based movement
Cellular component (GO): dynein complex
Molecular function (GO): minus-end-directed microtubule motor activity; ATP binding; dynein light intermediate chain binding
Source: RefSeq, a predicted model, not a curated record